Suillus subalutaceus is the source of this 489-nucleotide messenger RNA. Its product is annotated as putative cyclophilin. Gene Ontology annotation, biological process: protein peptidyl-prolyl isomerization; protein folding. Lineage: Eukaryota; Fungi; Basidiomycota; Agaricomycetes; Boletales; Suillaceae. The transcript is spliced from 4 exons. Bases 1 to 489 code for a protein of 162 amino acids. Gene Ontology annotation, molecular function: peptidyl-prolyl cis-trans isomerase activity. The record is from RefSeq and is a predicted model, not a curated record.
AUGGCUAACGUUUACUUCGACAUCGCCAUCAACGGCAACAAUGCUGGGCGCAUUGUAUUCAAACUCUAUGACGAGGAUGUACCGAGGACCGCCAGAAACUUCCGCGAGUUGUGCACCGGUCAAAAUGGAUUUGGAUAUGCUGGCUCUGGCUUCCAUCGCAUCAUUCCAUCCUUCAUGCUUCAGGGUGGUGACUUCACCAGGGGCAAUGGAACUGGUGGCAAGUCUAUCUACGGCGAGAAAUUUGCUGAUGAAAACUUCAAACUUAAGCACACCAAGCCUGGACUUCUGUCCAUGGCAAACGCAGGCAAGAACACCAACGGCUCGCAGUUCUUCAUCACCACCAUCGUCACUAGCUGGCUCGACGGUGCUCACGUAGUGUUCGGUGAGGUCGUCGAGGGCAUGGAGCUCGUGAAGACGAUCGAGAAGUACGGGACUGAAUCUGGCAAGCCUAAGGCCGAGAUUAAGAUCGCCGCUAGUGGUACGGUGUAA